GCAGGGAGAGGCAUGAGAUUUUUUCACAAGUCCACAUGCUCAACAGAGAGCUCAUUUACACAUUUUGCUAAAGUUGCUCAUUAAAAAAUCAAAGAAAGUUAUUUUUGAUUGACUUGUUUAUCAGUUUGAUAAAAUGAAGCUGUUUACUCACAAUAUGCUAACUUCGAAAAUGAUAAAGAACGUGCAGGUUGGAUAUCCGCUGAAGUUGAAGGCGACCGAAGUUAAAAACGUGACGCAAGAAUUUCAGCCCACAUUGGUUUCAAAAGUGCUUCCUAGAGUAAAUUGGUCCGCGUUGGUGGAAGCGACGCAAAGCUUGGGUCACGGAGACGCAGUACCAGCCACUCUCGCGGAGGAUUAUGAUAAGAAUGAAGAAUUUUUAAAGAUGGCUCAUCACGCUUUAUUUGAAAUUGAAGUAAUUACUGGGGAAUUGGAAUGUCCUGAAACUGGAAGAAAGUUUAAAAUUCAGAGAGGAAUCCCAAACAUGCUAGUAAAUGAAGACGAAGUUUAAUAUUUAACUUUAAUUUACUGUAAAUAGUUUUAUGACAUAACAUGUUUCACAUUUGUUUGAUUUUUACUAACAAAAAUACGUAUAAUGUGUCGGAUACGAUGUUAACUGUAUAAUUUUGUGUCGUAAUUGAAUAAUCAUCUUUUCAAUAUCAAGAGUUCGUAGGAAAAUUCUUAUUAAAUCCUUUAAUUUCUCAAGUCUGCUCCACA
Folsomia candida is the source of this 714-nucleotide messenger RNA. It is a transcript of the gene Trmt112, whose product is annotated as multifunctional methyltransferase subunit TRM112-like protein. Gene Ontology annotation, biological process: rRNA (guanine-N7)-methylation; peptidyl-glutamine methylation; tRNA methylation. Lineage: Eukaryota; Metazoa; Arthropoda; Collembola; Entomobryomorpha; Isotomidae. The record is from RefSeq and is a predicted model, not a curated record. The coding region runs from base 134 to 508 and encodes 124 amino acids. The transcript has 4 exons. Gene Ontology annotation, molecular function: protein heterodimerization activity.